AUGUGCAAAUCUCGGGUGGGCAUAAUUCUCGCGCUGCUCUUCUGGCUGCAGCUGGUCAGGAACAGCUCGUCGCAGCUGGAGAUGAACCGAUUUCUGCCGGAGCUGUGCGUCUUUGCCGAGCCGACCUGCCCCAAUACGCGCAUUAGCUUCUGGCUGUACACCAACGCCACGCGAUAUGAGCCCAUUCAAUUGGAUCCGUUGAAUCCGGCCGCGGAACUAUUUGAGCCACGUUUGCCGCUGAAAAUCCUCAUACACGGCUUUGUGGGCAAUCGCAGCCAGACGCCCAAUCUGGAGGUGCGGGAUGUCCUGCUGCAAACGCAGCCGGUGCACGUCAUCUCCGUGGACUAUGGGAGCCUGGUGCGCUGGCCCUGCUACUAUCCAUGGGCGGUGAGCAAUGCGCCCGUCGUGUCAAAGUGCCUGGCACAGUUCAUUGACAGCCUUUUGGCCGCCGGCAUCUAUCGGCGCGAGCAGCUGCAUCUGAUUGGCUUCAGUCUGGGCGCCCAGGUGGCGGGCAUGGCGGCCAAUUAUGUGCGUGAGCCUCUGUCGCGCAUAACGGGCCUGGAUCCGGCUGGACCCGGCUUCAUGAACAGCUGGCCGCACGAAAGGCUCGAUCGCAGCGAUGCGGACUUUGUGGAUGUCAUACACACAGAUCCGUUCUUCUUCUCCAUGCUGCCCGCCAUGGGACAUGCCGACUUCUAUCCGAAUCUCGACCAGUUCCGCCAGCGCGGCUGCAGCUACGUCAACGAAUGGCGCUUCUACAACUGCAAUCACUUUCGCGCCGCCGUCUACUACGGCGAGUCCAUUGUCAGCGAACGCGGCUUCUGGUCGCAGCAGUGCGGCGGCUGGAUGCACUACUUCACCCAGCGCUGUGGCCUCUACUCGGAUAUGCCCAACACACAAAUGGGCUACUUUGUUUCCGAGAACGCCUCCGGCUCCUAUUUCCUGAGCACCAAUGAGAAACCUCCCUUUGCCAAGGGACCGCUCGUCGAUGUGGUCAUUGAAGUGGCGGACCUUUCAAAUUUCAUCCAUUUUGCAGCUGGACAAAACGCGGCUGUUGUGGCUGCUGCUGUUGCCGCGGGUCAAAAUCAAUCGCAGGUCUACAUAACGGAUUCUUGCCUGGAGAAGCCCUAUCGGUGUCCGCAUCCCAAGAUCCAGUUCUAUUUGUAUACGCGUCGCACACAGGAACAGCCCGAAUAUCUGGACGUGCUGGAUCCCAAUGCGCUGUACUAUACACACUUCAAUCCACGCCAUCCCACCAAGAUCAUCAUUCAUGGCUUUGGCGGCGGACGUGAUUUCAGUCCCAGUCCGGAUCUACGCGAGGCGUACUUCACCAUUGGCGAGUACAACAUAAUCAUUGUGGACUACAGCAAUGCGGUGAAGGAGCCGUGCCUCAGUCAAAUGGAGUGGUCACCGCGUUUUGGCAGCCUCUGCAUCUCCCAGCUGGUCAAGUAUCUGGCACGGCAUCCACGCGGCGUUCAGCCGGAUGAUCUGCACUUUAUUGGCUACAGCGUGGGCGCGCAUAUUGCGGGCUUGGUGGCCAAUUAUUUGAAGCCCGAGGAGGGCAAGAUCGGACGCAUUACGGCACUCGAUCCCACCAUAUUCUUCUAUGCCGGUGCGAAUAAUUCACGGGACUUGGACACCAGCGAUGCCCAUUUUGUGGACGUGCUGCACACGGGCGCCGGAAUACUUGGCCAGUGGCAUUCGAGUGGCCAUGCGGACUUCUAUGUGAAUGGAGGCACCAGACAACCGGCGUGUGUGGGCUCUGCCACGUUGUUUCAAACCUUGGCCUGCGAUCACACAAAGGUCACGCCGUACUUUAUCGAAUCGAUAACAACAAAGCGUGGCUUCUAUGCGGGACCCUGUCCCAACCUAUUUACCUAUCUGAUAGGCUGGUGCGAGCCCAAGGAUUCGGACUAUGUGCUCAUGGGCGAGCACUGUUCGCAUAAGGCACGUGGCAACUAUUAUGUAACUACGAAUGCGAAGGCGCCCUUUGCCAGGGGAUUUCCGGGCAAGGGGCGCUCCAAUGGCGAGUACCAGGGCGUACGGCGUUAAUGGACUUACCGAC
Drosophila montana is the source of this 2065-nucleotide messenger RNA. RefSeq lists its product as uncharacterized. The record is from RefSeq and is a predicted model, not a curated record. Bases 1 to 2052 code for a protein of 683 amino acids. Gene Ontology annotation, molecular function: lipase activity. Gene Ontology annotation, biological process: lipid catabolic process. NCBI's taxonomy places the organism in Eukaryota, Metazoa, Arthropoda, Insecta, Diptera, Drosophilidae. The transcript has 6 exons.